GGGACUCGAACCGCAUUUGACUCGAACCGCAUAUGUGGGCAUCCAGUAACGUAAUUACGUGAUCUGCUGGUCCCAUUGGCUUGCUUCUUACUUUCUCUCUGUUGAGUGCAUGUCCCCUAUAGCAAAUUUAAAAAUAAUAAAUACAAAAAAUUAAGUAAAUAAUUCUUUGGGAAUUAUGUUGCCCAUAUAUACUUGCAUCAUACUUGUGAUAUUCCUUCCAUAGCUUCCGGAGUAGAUGGGACUACAGGUGUGCAACACUAUGCCUGGCUUCUAAGGCUAAUUUUAUAUUAUGUUAAAUCACUUACUUUUGUUCUCCUGGCUUCCUGCUUGCUGUAGGGAUAAUUAUGAGGAAGUAAAACUUCUGAAGCAAGUGCACGUGCAUUCCAAAAUAAGAGCAGUUUCAUAGGAAAAGACCUGAGGCUUUAAUUAAGGGCUUAAAAUGCAAUCUUUUGUGGCCACUGAUUGCUCAGGCUUCUGCGUCACUGUGAGUGAGGAAAGGGGGGUCCAGGCUUCAGACAUGUAUAGACAAAACAGCUGGAGGUUGAGCUUAAAAUACCCCCCAAGCUUAAAAUACCUCCCAAUCGCCAAAGAAGAGGCCCAAGUCCACAAACACUGAGAUUUCAGAGCUGCCAAGGAUGAGCAGAGCAGGAGAGAAGCACCGGGCAGCCUGCAGAAUGCUGCCACCUCUGCACUUGCUGCUGCUGCUGCUGCUCUCAGGGGCCAUGGCCACCGCUGCCCUUCCUCUGGAUGGUGGCCCCACCAGCCAAGACAGCGGGCAUAUGCUGGAAGUCGCAGAAAUAAAGAAAAGCAACUUUUUGACUUUCCUUGCUUGGUGGUAUGAGUGGACCUCCCAGGCUCAUGGCAUGUCCCUCACUGGAGGGGAGCCCAGGGAAGUUUCCAAACGGCAGGAAGGCCUGUCACUGCCACAGUCCACACGCCGAGAUAAAGCACCCUGCAAGAAUUUCUUCUGGAAGACCUUCUCCUCCUGCAAAUAAAACUUCACCCAUGGUACUCAUGUAAAAAGUGUAACAAUGGACCUUAAUAAAAUGUAUUAAGCAGUGGUAAU
This is a messenger RNA of Tupaia belangeri chinensis (Chinese tree shrew), 1066 nucleotides long. It is a transcript of the gene CORT, whose product is annotated as cortistatin. The coding region runs from base 636 to 995 and encodes 119 amino acids. Gene Ontology annotation, cellular component: extracellular region. The transcript has 2 exons. Lineage: Eukaryota; Metazoa; Chordata; Mammalia; Scandentia; Tupaiidae. The record is from RefSeq and is a predicted model, not a curated record. Gene Ontology annotation, molecular function: G protein-coupled receptor binding; neuropeptide hormone activity. Gene Ontology annotation, biological process: regulation of cell migration; adenylate cyclase-inhibiting G protein-coupled receptor signaling pathway.